Molecule: messenger RNA, 1410 nt
Organism: Debaryomyces fabryi
Lineage: Eukaryota; Fungi; Ascomycota; Pichiomycetes; Serinales; Debaryomycetaceae
Exons: 1
Coding region: 1-1410 (469 amino acids)
Biological process (GO): regulation of intracellular signal transduction; cellular response to L-arginine
Cellular component (GO): cytosol
Source: RefSeq, a predicted model, not a curated record
AUGCACACUCAAGCACAUUUAAAUCCAACCGAGUUAUCUAUACUAUCUAUUCCGAGAGAGAAUUGUUGGAUAUUUGCCAGUCCUAUAUUACGAUUGUUACAUUAUGAAUCUUUAAAAGUAAAUCGCUUCAAUACUGGGUAUGAUUCCGACUUUUCGACCGAAGUAGGUGAAAUUGAAGAAGAUGAGACUGACAGUGGGGAAGAGUAUGGGGAAUACGAUGAUGAUGUGAAUCAACAGAUAAUAACUGGUCUCUCAUCAAGUUGGUGUUUGCCUAAGUCUGCUAAUCGCUCUAUUCGUAAAAAUGAGUCUAUGUCACCCAUUUCUUCAAGUGGGUACUUAGAAAAGAAUGAUCUACAAGUUGAUAAUUCAAGUAAAGCUCAUCCUCAGCAUGAUGCACUUGAUCCAUCUAAUGAUAGUAUUGGUAGUGAUAGGAGAAUAUCCAAAGAUAAAGACUCUGAAGAGGAACCUUUCAGAGAACAAGAUGAAAAUUAUUUUUUUCAUAUUGCAUUUACGCCCAUUGAGUGUACUGUUAUCUGUUCGAGUCAAGUAAUGAAACUGUUAUUCGAAGAACCUUUACAGUUAUGUCAUCAAUUGAAGUUUGAUAAGGUAAAGUUAAUAGAGGAUAAAUUUUUAAGUUUACUCAUUGACAGCGACGGAAGCUUCGAUAAUAGUUCACAGAUUCUAGAAUUGACUAAACCAUUAUCUGAAAACGAUAUUUCAUUAUUCUUCUUAUCCAGCCACUUUAGCAAUAUUGUUUUAAUACCCUAUGAUUUAAAAGAGAAAGUUAUUACUAUCUUAUCGAAACAAAAUUUUGAGUUUUCAGACAUUUCAAAUAGUUAUAUUGCGAACCAGAUUAACGAUGAUUGCGAACUGGAGGAAGUUGAUAUAUCACAAGAAAUUGAAGCAGUCAAUCUUGAGUUAAAAGCAUUCCAAUUAUUUAAGACGACCAAUGUACAACCAAUAAUUAAUAGCAAUGUCAAUCUUUUACUAACAGGAGCAAGGCCAGGUGAAGUCAAAAACACGAUCUUAAAAACAGCUAGAAAUAUUUCAGCAGGUACUAUUCCGGAAUAUUUCUCUAUAACUAGGACAUCUGUUAAUGAAGUAUCCCUUCUUCUACCUAAAUCAACUAGAAGAAGAUCACUGAUGGGUUUUAGUUCAAAAAAUAUUAUUGGUUCAAUCCAAGAUGUUAUCAUUCCGAUUACGGUUGAUUUAUAUGAGUUACCAUUAGACUCUACUGGUAUUGUAGCGGGACUCGCUAGUAAGAUUAUUAAUGGCGUUAAAGUAGCGGCCCAAACUGACUAUCCAUUUGAAAUGAACUACUUAUCAAUGGGCCAAUCUGCGAUUAUCAUGGUGCCGAAAGAGAAUCUCUCUUUGGUUUCAGAUAUACUAAAAAAUGUUAGUUAUGACUGA